Messenger RNA from Crotalus tigris (Tiger rattlesnake), 1376 nucleotides. Its product is annotated as olfactory receptor 4S2-like. Bases 104 to 1141 code for a protein of 345 amino acids. Gene Ontology annotation, molecular function: olfactory receptor activity; G protein-coupled receptor activity. The record is from RefSeq and is a predicted model, not a curated record. Gene Ontology annotation, biological process: G protein-coupled receptor signaling pathway. The transcript has 2 exons. NCBI's taxonomy places the organism in Eukaryota, Metazoa, Chordata, Lepidosauria, Squamata, Viperidae. Gene Ontology annotation, cellular component: membrane.
GCAGCAGAACACUGGCUAACUACUGUUUUUGAAGGAGGUGAUACAGGCAAAUAUUUAAGGUAUAACUUAGCAUAAAAUAUAGGGCUGUCUCUAAGCCCCCAUAAUGUUUAUGUGCUCUUUGCUUUUCAACGAUAACAUCAGAAGAGGGCAUCAAAAACUAAAUCAUAAAUACGGUCAUCUAGGUAUGGACUUCCCAUCCAUGACACUCCACACAAACAAUGUGACUGAAUUUAUUCUCUUUGGCCUCACGCAAGAUGAAGAAACCCAGAAAAUAUGCUUUGUCUUGUUUCUGUUCUUCUAUUUAAUCAUUGUGCUGGGCAACCUUCUUAUAGUAGUCACUAUAAUCUUCAGCACCCACUUGAUGUCUCCCAUGUAUUACUUUCUCGGUUACUUAUCCUUUGUAGAUAUCUGUUAUUCCUCCGUCACAGCUCCCAAACUGAUUGCAGAUUUUCUUCUGGAAAGAAAAACCAUCUCUUUUAUUGGCUGCAUAGCUCAGCUCUUUGGAGUCCAUUUCUUCGGCUGCACAGAGAUCUUCAUUCUUACAGUGAUGGCCUAUGACCGGUACAUUGCAAUUUGCAAACCACUACACUACACUACUAUUAUAACCAGGCAAGUCUGUGGGCGGAUGGUAGCAGCUUCUUGGGUUGGGGGUUUUUUGCACUCCAUGGUGCAGACUCUUCUGACCACCCAACUUCCUUUUUGUGGACCUAAUGAAAUUGACCAUUAUUUUUGUGAUGUCCACCCUCUACUGAAACUGGCCUGUACAGAUACCUAUAUAGUUGGCGUCAUAGUGGUUGCGAACAGUGGGAUGAUUGCUUUAAGCUGCUUCCUCAUCUUAGUGGUGUCCUAUAUUGUAAUCUUGGUCUCCUUGAGAUCUCAUUCUUCUGAAGGACUUCGUAAGGCUCUAUCUACUUGUGCUUCCCAUGUCACAGUAGUGAUUUUAUUUUUUGGACCAUGUACCUUUACCUAUAUACGCCCUUCCAGCAACUUCUCAGAAGAUAAGACAGUAGCUUUGUUUUAUACGGUCAUCACUCCGAUGCUGAACCCAUUAAUCUACACAUUAAGAAAUUCAGAGGUGAAGAAUGCUAUUAAAAAAUUAUGGAGCAGAAAAAUGUUUUCUAUUGAAAGAACAAAUAUGUAAAUAGAGCGUUUGUAGAAAUAGUUAAAACUGGAUGUCUAUCUUUUUGUGAAUAUUUUAUUUUACUUCUGUCAAUAUAUUAUGCUGCUUUUAAUAUAGUUAUUCCAAUGGCAAUUUGCAUUUUACUUUGUUAUACUUUGUUGUAAAUCAUUUGGUGAUUUGAUUAUAGAGCAACAUAACAUCACUUGGAUUGAACAUCACUUGGUAGUAAAUAAAUCAAAUUUGGUUUGACAAAGCA